Solanum verrucosum is the source of this 330-nucleotide messenger RNA. RefSeq lists its product as uncharacterized. The coding region runs from base 45 to 269 and encodes 74 amino acids. NCBI's taxonomy places the organism in Eukaryota, Viridiplantae, Streptophyta, Magnoliopsida, Solanales, Solanaceae. The transcript has a single exon. The record is from RefSeq and is a predicted model, not a curated record.
CAAAAGAAAGAAAAGAGAGGAAGUUUUAUUUUGCGAGAAAGAAAAUGGCAGCAGUAGUUGAUGCUUGUGUUUGUGAGAUUACAAAAAUAAGUGAAAAGGUUAGAGCCAAAAGCCUUUUCUUGUUGAAGAAGAAAAAAACAGGGGAAAAAGUGGAAGAAAGGCAGAAUUCUUCUUCUUCUUCUGUAGAAAUGGCAGCAGAGAGCAAAAAUGAUAACAUAAUGUGUGAAGCAACUGUAUUUUUGCUAAUGGAUCGUUUUGCACCUUGUUGAUCAACUACCAGCUAGUAGUAUGUAUAAAUAUAAUGUUCUUGUAUAUGUAUAUGAUAUAUAU